AUGAAUGGAAUGUGGAGGAAGCUGAGAAACAGACUACUGAGGAAGAGGAGGAAGAGCCAAAGCCGGUUGUUUGUGGUGCUGAUGAUGCAGAGAGGAGGCUUCAGCAGAGACCAGGACCAGCCGUCCUCCUGCAGCGCUAACCCACUUCUCCCUGCAGUCCUGCUGCACACCCAGCAGGUUUCCAUGUCAAGGUCGGCUCAGAUGCCGCUUUCCAACAUCUCUGUGCCAAAGCCCUCCAUCUCCAGGGUUCCCAGCAGCAUGGAGGGCAUCAACCACGAGCUGGAGAAGGUCUUCAUCAAAGACAACGGUGAAAAAGAGGAGCUCAAGUCCCUGGAGGUCCCAGACGGCCGCCGGGCCCCCUUCCCCCCACAGCAACGCAGCAGCAGUUCCCGCAGCGCUGACACUCAGACCCCAUCAGGCCCGGGUCGAUCCAGCAGCUGCUCCAGCCUGUCGCCGUGUCCCUCCCCAGCCUGCCCACCAAGAUCCCACGACGGUAGCCCGUACUCCACAGAGGACCUGCUGUACGAACGCGACAAAGGAGACAGCGGAAGCAGCUCGCCUCUGCCUAAGUUCGCCUCUUCGCCCAAACCCAACAACAGCUACAUGUUCAAACGGGAGCCUCCUGAGGGCUGUGAGAAGAUCAAAGCCUUUGAGGAAAUGAGCUCCAGACAGUCUGCAACACCGUCUGCCCCCCUCUUCUCCUGCCCCGACAAAAACAAGGUUAACUUCAUCCCCACAGGCUCCGCCUUCUGCCCCGUCAGACUGCCUGGCUCGCUGCAACUGGAGUCUGGCCGGGCCGCGGUCUUGGAGCCCAGCCAGGACGGUACGUCUGCCUCACAUCUACAGGGGGCGUCCUCGCUCCACGGCGCCCCCACUCAGGUCUCCACGAGCACCAGCACAGACGACCCCCCCGUGGAGCCCUCACCCUCAGAGACUGCAGAGCCUGAGCAGGACAGCCCGGCCAUCAGCUAAACCUGAGCAGAGCUGGACUCUGUCUCCUGGCCCCUUCCUAGUGAGCACCGCAACCCACUGUCCUGGCAGGGAGGGGGGACGGUCUUUGUGCUGACCCCUUCCGACCCCUUCUGUCUCUGCAUGACACAGCAACCAUGUUUCCCCGAGGUCCACCCCACCGACUCCACCAAGACUCGUGCUCUGUGCCGCAGACAGCCAGGCUGUCUGAGGGCUCGUGAACGCACCGCGGCAAGGCGGUCUGGGGGUGGGGCAUGCAUCUUAAUGUGGUAGUAUAUUUCUGAUUAAGUUAUAUGUUCAAUUCUGUUCUCACUGUAUAAAUAAGCUGCAAACAUAUAUAGAUAAAUAUAUAGAGAGAGUUAUCUAAAUACAUUAUGAAGAGUAAAGGAAGAUGGGGGAUUCUGGGUCACUGAUCUGGCUUCAGUUGCAUCUGCCCCCCCGAGUGCAGUGCCUCCUUCUGGUGACUUCAGCACACUCUGACCGGGGGCAGCUCCUCUUCCUCCUCCUCCUCCUGCUGCUUGUGAUAAAUACUCUCUGUGGAGAAGGUCGAGUGGGGAAAUUGGACCGUCGUGAAUGCAGAUUGGAGAUGCAGCAUUUGGGAACAUCUGUAGUUAAUCUUAGUUGCAGCAACUACUUAUGUCAAACGGGACCAAUGGAACUGCUGUCACACCUGUAGAUACAGCAGACCAGAGGAAAAGUUGGGCUCGAUUUGAGAGCCUUUCUUUCAGGACGUCUUUAAAGAAGUUUCCUGCAGGAAAAACGAAACUUUCAGAUCAAUCUAAUCAGAAUUAAGCAUCUACAGUGCCGGCUUUACUCAUGAUUAUUCUAAUUUGACAGAAUCAGAACAAAUCACAGUUGAAAAUGUUAGAAUUCAAAUUUAACAAUGGAGCAGUCAGAGUGAAAAUGUUUAGCUGGUGUUUGCUUCAUUUUCAACCAUUUUUGUUUGUGUUUUUGACGUUUAACAUGAAUUUCUUUAUCGUUCUGGCAUCUGUAGUUAGAAGUUCAACAGAAACUGGAGCAGGAAACCGAACGUUCUGGACAAAGCUGUGCUGAUGGUUGUCGAACGGGAAGUUUCUGUUUUUGUUUAAGAGCUUCAGAUCUGUGUUUCUGUACGUCUGCUCUGCAUCCAGCUCCAUCCCAAAGCACACAUUCCAAGCGAAACCAUUCCCAUCACCUCAUCCUCCUAAGGAGGUUGGAAGUAGGACCAGCAGGCAGCUCCAAGGAAAACCCACAAAUCAAAAAUUAGCCUGCGGAGGUUGUGUUCCUGCCCCCCACCCAAUGCACCUUUACGCACUAUGGCAAUAAACCUGGUUGUCUGGUCCA
Oryzias latipes (Japanese medaka) is the source of this 2292-nucleotide messenger RNA. RefSeq names its product glucocorticoid induced 1a (gene glcci1a). Gene Ontology annotation, biological process: podocyte development. Lineage: Eukaryota; Metazoa; Chordata; Actinopteri; Beloniformes; Adrianichthyidae. Gene Ontology annotation, cellular component: cytoplasm. The record is from RefSeq and is a predicted model, not a curated record.